This is a messenger RNA of Drepanopeziza brunnea f. sp. 'multigermtubi' MB_m1, 984 nucleotides long. RefSeq lists its product as uncharacterized. Gene Ontology annotation, biological process: endoplasmic reticulum to Golgi vesicle-mediated transport. NCBI's taxonomy places the organism in Eukaryota, Fungi, Ascomycota, Leotiomycetes, Helotiales, Drepanopezizaceae. Gene Ontology annotation, cellular component: endoplasmic reticulum-Golgi intermediate compartment; COPII-coated ER to Golgi transport vesicle; Golgi membrane. The record is from RefSeq and is a predicted model, not a curated record.
AUGCAGAGACCGACUUAUGGAAAUCCCGCUCCAGCAACAUCUCCGCCUCUCCACCACCCUGUCCCUCAACACGUAUCUACAGUCCCUCAGCUCAGAUCUCCUCCCCCUCCCAUGUCGCAGCAGCAGCAACAACAACAACAGAGUGGCUAUGGAAACCCCUACCAACAGCAGGCUCCCCAGGGAAGCAGCGCGUUUGGCGCAUACGGGAACUUCAUGUCGGAUCCUACGGCGCAAAUGGGCUUCCAGGUUGGACAAACUGCAUUCAAGCACGGAACAGAAUAUAUGGAACAGAACAUUAACCGAUAUGUCAAACUUUCAGCGCUUAAACACUACUUCAACGUAUCGAAUGGCUAUGUGGUCAACAAACUGUUCCUGGUCCUCUUUCCUUGGAGACACAAGCCGUGGUCUAGAAAGCAAACUCUUGGUCCGGAUGGUCAGGAGGGAUGGUUUAUGCCACCAAGAGACGAUCUAAACAGCCCGGAUAUGUACAUUCCAGUAAUGGCUCUGGUCACAUACAUUCUCCUAGCCGGUAUGAUUGCAGGUCUCCGAGGCGCCUUUGAACCAGAGUUACUGGGAUACACGGCAACUUGGUCCUUGUUCAUUGUCAUAAUAGAGAUACUGCUGCUUAAAUUGGGCACCUACUUGCUCUCUAUUGCCAGCGACUCGCAACUACUUGACCUUAUUGCCUAUUCUGGUUACAAGUUUGUCGGCGCCAUCGUCACGAUCGUUGUCAGUGAGAUAUUCAGCGGUGGCAAAGGUACUGGUGGAUGGGUUGGGUGGACUAUUUUCGCCUACACGUUCUUGGCGAAUGCGCUGUUCCUGUUACGAUCUCUUAAGUACGUCCUGCUUCCCGAAAACUUGGCCGACGGAGGAGGAUCUAUGCAAACAGUAGCCCGAUCGCAAAAGAACCGAAGAACACAAUUCCUUUUCGUAUACUCAUACCCUGUACAACUAUUUUUCAUGUGGAUGCUCACACGGGCUUGA